This is a messenger RNA of Lotus japonicus, 4688 nucleotides long. RefSeq names its product protein NTM1-like 9. Bases 1777 to 4017 code for a protein of 746 amino acids. Gene Ontology annotation, biological process: regulation of DNA-templated transcription. The record is from RefSeq and is a predicted model, not a curated record. Gene Ontology annotation, molecular function: DNA binding. The transcript is spliced from 10 exons. Lineage: Eukaryota; Viridiplantae; Streptophyta; Magnoliopsida; Fabales; Fabaceae.
UUAUCCACCUCUUUCCACCUUAAUGAUUAAGGUAUCAACAAGACAUUUUAACAAUUUUGAUAGUCAAAUGAUAGCAGAUAUGAAUUAUUUCACUUCCCAAGCUUUGUUUUUGACCUCUGAGUUCUGUGCAUAAUUUCCCACAUCUGUUACUUUGAAAGAGAUGAAAGAACCCAUGAUCUAGAAUGUUUGAUGGUAGCCAUUAACGUGCUUGUUGUGUUUCUGUCCUGCAUUUGCCUUUCUGCUGUGGUGAGGUAUGAAGGGGAUGAAGAAACCUAUGCAGCCAACAAGGAAAAAGAUCGGUUGGUUCAGGUGAGAAGGGAGAUUCAUAGCACCCAGAACUGGGUUUCCAAGAGCACAACACCAGUGAACUUGACAAGCUUGGCAUACCUUACACAUACCCAGUUGCCGAAACGAGGAUUCUUGCCCAAAUUGGCUCUGGUACUCGUCCCAUCAUUGCAAUUCGUGCUGUCACGGAUGCACUCCCUUUGCAGAAUGCAUGCUUGUGGACAUGAUGCUCACACCACAAUGCUUCUUGGGGCUGCAAAGUUGCUGCAUCAGCGCCAAGAUAAACUUCAGCAUUCUUUUUAUGUUGGUCCAGUAUUUUUGGAGAACAUACAGAAGCCCGGAUAAUUUUAUGAAAUUAAAAACGCAAUGAGGUAUAGAUAAAUGAUUUCCUCAUCCGAGAAUCGGAACCCUAAUGGCAGAGAAUUCAAAGACAACACCGGCACCGCCGUCUCAAUGCACCUAUUAACACAAAAAAGGGAAAAGCAAAAUUGAGAUAGAAUAAAGGUGGAAACUUUGGACGGAAUGGACCUAGAUCAAAUAUAAAGAAAUGAAAACCUAAACAGAUGCUGACGUGCCAAGUGUAGAGUGUAAUAUAGAGUUGAUUUGGCGGCAUCAUAAUCGGCGCUUUAGGAUUUAUAUAUAAUUUUUUUUUUGAGAAAAACAUAAUAUAUAGAUUCGGAUAACAAUUGUUAAAUCUUAACGCUCUAUUUUGUUAGUGAGGAGGAUGGAGUAAGCCAAAGGAAUGAGGCUAAAUUAACGGUUUUAGAUUUUUAGGGAUCAUGCAUACAUGACUAUCAUCAUGUAUGAUAUGACUAAAAUGAGAGAUUAGAGUGUUGUGAUUGAUCUGCAGAAAAUAGUCUAUUAUACUCUAUUAAACAGGAGUUGAGAGAGUUGUGAUUGAUAUGACUAAAAAUGAAGUGAUGAUAAAAGGAACAGUGGAGCCUCAGGCAAUCUGCAACAUAAUUACCAAGAAAACAAAAAGACUAGCCAAAGUUAUAUCUCUAUUGCCUGAAGCAGAAGGAGAACCUGUGCCAGAAUUUGUUAAUUCUCAGGUUAGUCACCCAGUUACUGUGGAACUUAAUGUAAAUAUGCACUAUGAGGCCUGUGCUGAGCAGCUGAAGGGGAAGGUGCUCAAAAUGAGAUGUGCUACUUUUUAGCAUUUCAAUGCGCUAAAAUCAUGAAACAUAUUUAUAUCUAUUAGAGAUACAACUGAAAAGGAAUUAUGUUAAAAAUAUUAAUGUCAUUGACCGAAUAAUUUCUUUAACACUUUCUUUUCAUGGACAAACUAAUCAUGCUUUAUACAUGUUCUAACACAAUAAAAGGCUUCAUACAUAAUGAUAGUCAUGUAUGCAUGAUGCCUAAAAACAAAACCGUUUAAUUAGGCUCAUUCCUUUGGCUUACUCCAUACUCACUAACAAAAUAGAGUGUUAGGAUUUAACAAUUGUUAUCCGAAUCUAUCUAUUAUAAUAUAUAAAUCCUAAAGUGCGGAUUAUGACGCCGCCAAAUUAUCUCUAUAUUACACUCUACACUAGCCACGUCAGCAUCUGCUUAGGUUUUCAACUCUUUAUAUUUGAUCCAGGUUCAUUCCAUCCAAAGUUUCCACCUUUACUCUAUCUCAAUUUUGGUUUUCCCUUUUUUGUGUUAAUGGGUGUGGUUGAGACGGCGAUGCCGGUGUUGUCUCUGAAUUCUUUGCCGUUAGGGUUCCGAUUCCAGCCAUCGGAUGAGGACAUCAUCGAUUUAUACCUCCGGCAGAAGAUCAACAAUAAUGGUGAUGAUGUUUGGGUUAUCCGAGAAAUCGAUGUCUGCAAAUGGGAGCCCUGGGAGUUACCUGAAUUUUCAGUGAUAAGGAACAAGGAUCCGGAGUGGUUCUUCUUCUGUCCACUGGACAGGAAGUAUCCGAAUGGGAAUCGUUUGAAGCGAGCAACAGGACAUGGGUAUUGGAAGGCAACGGGCAUUGAUCGUAAAAUCAAGUCUGGGUCCAGCUUGAUUGGAAUGAAGAAGACUUUGGUAUUCUAUCAUGGUCGUGCACCCAAAGGGAAGAGGACCAACUGGGUGAUGCAUGAGUACCGGACCACCCUGCAGGAGCUUGAUGGCACCAAUCCUGGACAGAAUCCAUAUGUCAUUUGUCGAUUAUUUAAGAAACAUGAUGAGAGCAUUGAAGUUUCAAACUGUGGUGAAGUUGAGCAGACAGCUUCAACUCCUAUUGCUGCCAAGUAUUGUCCUGAAGAAGUACAAUCCGAUACUCCUCUACCUGUUGUUGCUUUAUCCUCGUCACUGCUUACAGAAAAUGUUAAACCCAAGCCAAUUAUCCCUGAGACCUCAGAGGAAACAACAUCCAAGCCGGUGUUGUCUUUGAAUUCUCUGCCGAUUGCGAUCCGAUUCCGGCCAUCGGAUGAGGAAAUCAUCGAUUUCUACCUCAGGCAGAAGAUCAACGGUAAUGGUGAUGAUGUUUGGGUUAUCCGAGAAAUCGAUGUCUGCAAAUGGGAGCCCUGGGAUUUACCCGAUUUGUCAGUGAUACGGAACAAGGAUCCGGAGUGGUUCUUCUUCUGUCCACAGGACAGGAAGUAUCCAAAUGGGAAUCUAGUGAACCGAGCAACAGAACAUGGAUUUUGGAAAGCAACAGGCAGGGAUCGUAAAGUCAAGUCUGGGUCCAGCUUGAUUGGAAUAAAGAAGACUUUGGUAUUCUAUAAUGGGCGUGCACCCAGAGGGAAGAGGACAAAUUGGGUGAUGCAUGAGUACCAGCCCACCUUGCAGGAGCUUGAUGGUACCAAUCCUGGACAGAAUCCAUAUGUCAUUUGUCGAUUAUUUAAGAAACAAGAUGAGAGCAUUGAAGUUUCAAACUGUGGUGAAGUGGAGAAGACAGCUUCAACUCCUAUGGCUGCCAAGUAUUCUCCUGAAGAUGUACAAUCCGAUACUCCUCUACCUCCUGUUGCUGUAUCCUCAUCACUGCUUACAGAAGAUAAGACCCAGGCAAUUAUCCGUGAGACCUCUGAGGAAACAACAUCCAACAUUAUAACACCAGUUGAUCGCAAUAGUGAUGAAUAUGAUGCUCAUAAUGCCCAACCUCAGAAUGUAAAACUGGCUCUAGAGGAGAAUCAGCUGUUGAACUCGGACAUAUUUUCUGAUCUAGAAAAUGAUCUAUUUGAUGACAUAUUAUUCUCCCCGGCACUUGUGCAUCUUCCACAAGUAUUUGAUUAUCAAGCAAGCAAUGAACCAGAUGGUCUAAGUGGGCUUCAAUAUGGUACAAAUGAGACAGGUAUUUCAGACCUUUUCGAGUCACUUACUUCGGAUCAACUCUCCUAUGAGGAGACCGGAAGUCAACCAAUGAACUACCCCUUGUUUAAUGUUAAGGACAGCGGAUGGGGUAGUGACUCAGAUUUAAAAGUAACCAAUAUGCCUUCUAUGCAAGUUCCAUAUCCUGAGGAGGCAAUGGACAGGAAUGUUCCUUUGGGGACAGCGCCAGAGUUUUUCAGCACCGUUGGCGUCCCCUUUGACCAUAGUGCCGUUGAGCAGAAGGGAAAUGUUGGGUUAUUUCAAAAUCAAAAUGAUGCCCAGAUGACCUUUUCAUCCGAUGUUAGCAUGGGCCAAGUGAGCAAUGUAGUUAAUGAUUAUGAGGAACCAAGAAAUUGUAAUGUAUCUGCUGAUGGUGAUACUGGAAUCAUAAGAAGGGCUCGACGACCGCAAAAUGAACUUGUGAACACAAACAUAAAUCAAGGUUCUGCAAAUAGGUGAAUUCGUUUGUUAAAGAGUGCACAUGGCUCAAGUCGGGUGGUGAAAGGUGGGAGACGUGCACAAGAAGAUCGUAAUUCAAAACCAAUCACUGCAGUGGUAAGAAUUUUGUUUAUUUAGGUCGUGUGUCGAAGAGAUUGUCUCUGCCUGCAUGUGUUGUCCGAUUGUUUCUCUUCUGUAGGAGAAGAAAGCUUCAUAAAGUCUUGCUGCUGAUGAAGAUGAUACUCUUAGUAAUCAUGUGAAAGCAAUGCUGAAGACACCUAAGUCAACAAACAAUAGAAAGAUUUAUCAACGAGGUUCAAAUGCAGGUUCCUCCACCAAGGUGUUAAUAGACUUGUUACUGCUCAGAAGGGUGCCUUGCAUAUCAAAAGCUUCUUCUAAUCGUGCUGUGGUCUUCUGUUUUUGUAGUUUCUGCCUUUGUGAUGGUCUUAGUUAUCCGUCUUUAGUCUUUACUAACAUUUGGGGAUGUCUUGGAUUUUGAACUUCUAGUCUAGGAGAUCAUUACUUUUUUAUUUUGGAGCCAAUUGAGGAGAGGCAUGUAGGGCUGGACUUGCUUAGAUCAUUAGUUUCUGCCUUUGUGAUAUAUGUGUGUGCAUAUAAUAUGUAGCCUCACCUGGUUGGCUAGUCUGUAGACUCUGUUGCUUUACAUGAGAUCUUCUGUUUCACCGUUUUAA